UUCUGUUCAUCCCCAUCAACCCAAUUGCCACCCUUUGAUCCUAAAAAAUGCAUAGCCCCAGCCAAUUGCCAGUGCACCACACCAACACGCCCGAACACCGCCCAAUCAAGCGCCACCACACAGCGCGCUACUACGUUCACCGUGUCAAGGAGAGCCUCACCACCCGCUUGUCCAAGCUCAUAUGCGCCAUCUUCUUAAGCUUGUUGCUGAUUGUGGGCAUCAUUACGUUUAUUCUCUGGCUCAGUUUACGACCCCACCGGCCCAGGUUUUUUAUCCACGACUUUUCGGUUCCCGGUUUGGGUUUGGAGACCGGGUUCGAGAAUGCCCAGAUUGCGUUCAAUGUCACGGCUCGAAAUUCGAAUUUGAAUAUUGGGAUCUACUACGGUUCGAUUACCGGUUCGGUUUAUUAUAGAGACCAGAAAAUUGGGUCGACGCCGUUGCUGGAUUCGUAUUAUGAGGCGCCGAAGACUACUAAGGUGUUGGCGGCGGUGCUGAGCGGCGCGACGUUGAAUAUCAAUAAUGAACGGUGGAUGGAGUUUAAUAAUGACCGGUCUAAAGGGACCGUGGCUUUCCGGUUGGAGAUUACGUCCACUAUCCGGUUUAGGAUAUCCACGUGGGAUAGUAAGCGCCACGGUAUGCAUGCUAAUUGUGACGUGUCGGUGGGCCCCGAUGGGAUGAUUUUGCCUUCUUCCAGGGAUGUGAGAUGCCCGGUUUAUUUUACCUGAUUUUCAUGACAUAUUUACUAUUGAUUGACCUAACACUUUAAUGUUUUUUUUUUAUUUUUUUAUUUUUAAUUUUAAUUAUUGAAUUUGAGAUUGGGAUUGUAAAUUUGUUGGAUUAAUCAUUGGUUGGUGUGUUUGAGAAGUUUAAUCGUUCAAUAAUUUUAUGAUUUUCAUCGACAAAUCAGAUUGUAAUUUUAUA
Molecule: messenger RNA, 921 nt
Organism: Cucurbita moschata (crookneck pumpkin)
Lineage: Eukaryota; Viridiplantae; Streptophyta; Magnoliopsida; Cucurbitales; Cucurbitaceae
Product: NDR1/HIN1-like protein 26
Exons: 1
Coding region: 48-725 (225 amino acids)
Biological process (GO): defense response to other organism
Source: RefSeq, a predicted model, not a curated record